AUGCCUGCGGAGUUCCGCUUGAAGUACAAGUCAGUACGAAUAGUUGUUAACGAGACUUGGAGUUUGCUAUUCCUCAAACAGCUUGUUUGCUUAGAACUGGAUUGUGAACCCCACUCUCACUUUCUUGCUUAUCAAGGCGCUCAGUUAGCGGACUGGGAUAAAGUCUCUCGUUACGAUUUUCUUCUUGCGGAUAAUGUCGCGAUCGAUGUCCUGCCCCACACUAAUAUAUAUCAUUACUAUGUUUUAUGCUACACCUGCAACGACGUCACCCCAGCUGUCUUUUCCACUAUUUGUGACAAAUGCUUGUCUUCUGAAUUCACGGUGUCAUCCGCUUUACUGCAUCCCGAAAUCCGGACCGUAAGCGGAAAUUGUAAUAAGUGCUGCAACAGCUCUGCCAAAGUUGUUUUUGCUUGCUCUAAAGAUUGUUCCCAUAGUCCUGUAGUUUUCCUGAAAAAUGUCGUACGAAAUCUUGACCGAUCAACUUGCAUCGCUUGUUGCGGCAGUGACGCUGAAAUCGUGGUAACAUUCUGCAAAGACGUUGGUCACAUUCUUUGCCUUGAUUGUUUUCGCACUUACGCUGAGAGCUACCUAUCUGAUAUGCGUUUCGAAAUGGUCCCUGACAUUGGGUAUACACUCCGUUGUCCCGUUGGGUGCCCUGAGUCCUAUAUUCCCGAUACUCACAUUUUUCGGGUUCUUGGGGAAUCAUUUUACUCCUUCUACAAAAUGGUUGCGGCCAGAUCACUCUGCUACAACGAAGGAUAUUUCUCUUGUCCUGAAUGCGGUAAUUUUUGGGAGAGACCGGGCGAGCCCAAAAAUUCCACUUGGUUUAUUUGCGAGGAACCUUAUGGUUGUGGAGCGGAAUUCUGUGUACAGUGUGGAACCGUAGUCUCCUGCGAUGGCUCUUUAUCACGAUGUAUGUGUGGUGGAAGCAUAUCUGUGGGAAAAGGGCCAUUGGGCACAGCGUCCUCCUUAGAUGGGCAUCCGGAAACAUGGACAGGAGUCAAAUUGACUCCGUCUGAACUAGCUAGUUGUUCCCUUAUCGCCGUCACUUGCAAACCCUGUCCUCGAUGCAGAAGUCAGACAGCCAAAGACGGUGGCUGCAAUCACGUGACCUGCUCCCAGUGUGGCCUUGAAUGGUGCUGGAUAUGUUUGAGUUCGUGGACCGGUUCCUGCCAAUCCAGUCACUGGUUUUAA
Mesocestoides corti is the source of this 1194-nucleotide messenger RNA. The record is from the annotation of a GenBank genome assembly. NCBI's taxonomy places the organism in Eukaryota, Metazoa, Platyhelminthes, Cestoda, Cyclophyllidea, Mesocestoididae.